AGAGAGAUAACUUUGGGUCUAACUGAGAAAUGUCAUGCCGCCUUUCCUGGUGCGGAAGGCGGUGCUCAAACAAUGGGUCCGGAGCCGGGGUUAGUGGAGGUUUGAUUGGCUGUCAGAUCUAGUGUAAAGUGUAUUUGCACACCUUGGCACCUGAGUUGGGCUUAGACCUCGUAUGUCCAUGGAUAAGAACAGGAGUCCAGAAGGAUAGCCGACGGGUUUAAAUUAAUAUCUCACAACAUGGCCACUCAGCGAACACUCUCUCAGAUCCUUGUUUCUUAGUAACGUGCCUAUCAUUCCCUGCAUCGCCGCAACUUGAUCCUACCUUUUUUUUUCCCUCCUUUUUUUGCUUUUUCCUUUUCUUUCCCUUUUCCCAUCAACUCUUCGUUGACGCUGUGAACUUCACCCCUCCUUGGUCUGUUGUUCUCGGUUCUUUCAAUUUAUUUUGCUUUGAUUGUUCUUUGCGGUUAUAAUAUUCUUCUUAUUGUCUUCUAUUAUAUCUAAUUUUUUUUGGCCCUAGUCUUUUAGACUGAGAACGUAAAAAAAAAAAAAAAGGCUCGCCCAUACGCAACGCCCUGCCUCGUUUGCGAAGUACAAAGGUUGAUACGCAUCCGCCAUCAUGGAUCCGGAUAAGAUCACAGCAGAUUCGAAUCUCGAAGCGCUGGGGUAUACCCCAGAGUUAUCGCGUAAUCGAUCAACAUUGCAUGCGGUGUUCAUGUGCUUCAUUCUGGCUUCGGUGCCCUACGGUUUAUCUACCACCAUGGCAUACUCGAUGGCGGGAGGAGGGUCGCCCACGAUGAUCUGGGGCUGGAUCGUGGUAUCCUUGAUCAUGCUGUGUGUCGCAGUGUCACUUGCAGAAGUGACCUCCGUCUACCCCACCGCCGGUGGGGUCUAUUAUCAAACCUUUGCGCUGUGCCCGCCUCAGUAUCGUCGCGUGGCGGCCUGGAUCUGUGGUUGGGCCUUCAUCGCCGGGAAUAUCACCAUCACUUUAGCCGUGAACUUUGCGACUGCCCUGUUCUUCAUCGAGAGUCUGAACGUCUUUACCGAUUCCGCGGGUGUCGGUAUUACAGCAGACUUCCAUGCGUAUCAAACCUACUUGAUCUUCCUAGGCAUCACGCUCAUCACUCAUGCGAUCCCUGCGUUUGGGAAUAAAUGGCUGACAUAUCUAGAGACAUUUGCCAUCUUUUGGACCCUGGUUGGUGUAACGGCCAUUGUCAUCACCAUCUUGGUCGUUGCAGAUAACGGCAGACAUUCUGCGAAAUAUGUCUUCACCAGCUUCGAGCCUCAAUCCGGCUGGCCAGACGGUUGGUCCUUUUGUGUUGGUUUACUCCAAGCCGCAUAUGCCCUUUCAGCGACCGGCAUGGUUACCUCCAUGUGUGAAGAAGUCCGCCAGCCCGCAAUCCAAGUGCCCAGAGCGAUCGUCGGCGGUGUCGUCCUCAAUUUCCUCGCCGGUUUCUUAUUCUUACUGCCCCUCGCGUUUGUCCUUCCCGAUAUCCCAAUGCUAGCAAAUCUCGCCUCCGGUCAACCAGUCCCGCCCAUCUUUAAGUCCGCCACCGGUAGCGCUGCCGGAGCCUUCUGUCUUCUCAUUCCCUUACUGAGCCUCGGCGUGAUCUGCGGCGUGGGUUGCGUAACAGCCGCGUCGCGAUGCGUCUGGGCCUUCGCGCGCGAUGGCGCCAUCCCCGGCUCCGGAUGGUUCAAGAAGGUAAAUCCCAGUCUCGAUAACAUCCCGCUAAACUCAAUGAUGCUCUGCAUGGUAAUUGAGCUCCUUCUCGGAUUGAUCUACUUCGGAUCCACCGCCGCGUAUAAUGCUUUCUCGGGCGUGGGCGUUAUGUUCCUGACCCUGAGCUAUGCUUGUCCGGUAGCUGUUUCUCUUCUGCUUCGCAAGCGGAAGGAUAUCCAAAAUUGCAGCUUCAAUCUAGGAUCGCUCGGCCUAUUCUGUAACAUCGUCUGCCUUGCAUGGACGCUUCUUGCCAUCCCACUGUUCUCCAUGCCAACUUUCAUGGAAGUCACGAAAGAAACCAUGAAUUACGCUUCGGUCGUCUUCGUGGGUUUCUUCAUCAUCUCGGCUGCUUGGUAUUGGGUCUGGGGUUAUGAAAACUACGCAGGUCCGCCGGCUGAAGGCAAUGUGUCGUUUGUCAGUGAACCGGGACUGUAACAGACACAAUCGGAAAGUUUUCGACCCCCUACCAUGACCGUGUUCGAAUACGGAGCUAGUGAUGGAGAGGUUGAUUUAGGGGUGUGUAUAUAUAAUACAGGUCCAAUUGACGUGACU
Messenger RNA from Aspergillus alliaceus, 2269 nucleotides. Its product is annotated as putative amino acid permease. Gene Ontology annotation, molecular function: transmembrane transporter activity. The record is from RefSeq and is a predicted model, not a curated record. Gene Ontology annotation, biological process: transmembrane transport. Bases 617 to 2152 code for a protein of 511 amino acids. Gene Ontology annotation, cellular component: membrane. The transcript has 4 exons. NCBI's taxonomy places the organism in Eukaryota, Fungi, Ascomycota, Eurotiomycetes, Eurotiales, Aspergillaceae.